AUCAGACCACCCUGCUAUUUGCCUUGCCUCUGCUAUAAUUACUGCUACUGCUACUACUGCUCCUAUCUCUGCUGCUUCUCCUAUUGCUUUAAGAGCAAAGCCUGCUUGGUCAUGGCCGCGGACUUGGACCCAGACUACUAUGCCUCCUUUAUCGAGUCUAUGCAAGACCACGCCACACCCAGUCUAACGGCCUCUUCCAACGGCAGUCCUCACUCUCUCGACUCACACGAGUUGUUUCCCGCUGAAUGGCUCAAUUGGCAGGAUAUCGCACAGCCAAACGCAGUCAUCCAGCCGGAACUCCUUUCUCUUGGCAAGCGCAAGUUAUCUGUGUCUGACUUGGAUGCCCCAGAACAAGAGGGUCCAAUCGAACAACCACGCGGUAAGCAAGGAAAGACAUCACAUAAUGUCAUUGAGAAGCGAUACCGCAGUAACCUCAACGACAAGAUCCUCGAUCUACGCGAUGCAGUACCGCAUCUUCAUCAAGAAGCGGUACAGGACCCAACCAUCAAGCAGCCGAAAGGUCGAAUCAUUGCUUGUGCAACCGCCUACAUCAAACAGCUCGAAGCAACCAACAAACAACUAGCAGAGCAAAACAUACAAUUGACUAAAGUCGUCACGCGCAGGCCAUCGACAGGUGACAGGGUCGGCAAAUUGGCAUUGGGCGCACUAGCCGGGGUUGCUGCUCUGUCGGGGUUGCAAGAACAUGAUGGAUCGAGCCGCACGACCCAUGCACUCGGCGCCAUUCCUAUAUUCGGACCAACCAUGAAAGUGGCCCAAGUCAUGCUACUGGCUGGAGCCCUCUGGUAUAUCCUCAGUGCCGUCUUGCCACAGCGCAGAAAACCAGUUGUGCAACACACGUCUCUGCGAGCUACUUUUACAAAUGCGGAAGAAGCGCUUGGACUUGGUAACGGCCUUGCGCUCAUGGCAGUACUCGUUGCCUGGGUGCAAGCACUCUUGAACUCUACAUCGGUACACGUCAAAGCGCUCUGUGAGGCGCAAGUUCUCGGUGCUGAUGUUCAAGUGUCAAGACUACGCAUUCUGCUUUUCGCUAUGCUUGGCAAGCAAUCUGUCGAGGUGCGCAUUAUGCAACUCGUGUUGUUGACGCGGGGGAUUCUCUCACCGACAACUGUGCGUCGCUUGGUUGGUCACUUGUACCCGGCUUCGCCAAUUCUCUCUUACGACAAGUUGCUCAGUGAUGCAAUGCAAGGUGAAAUAGCACGACUAGCCCACGGCUUACCAAGUGUCGGCUCGCGUGCAGUGUCACAAGCAGAGUGCUCUACCCCUGCGGAAGCGCUCAUCACCAUGUAUGCCGCUUUAACACUUGAUAAGGUUUGCAAGAAGUGUUUGCUGGAGCGAACCAAUAAACUGCCAAAGGAAAUCUCUGCACUGCUUGCGUUACCACAGCCUUCAGACUCCACCUUACGGUUACGCAUCUUAUUGCUACGAGCAAUCCUUGACACAGACCAUUUUGGAGAAGCAGCCGAUGCUAUACGUACUGCAACACAAGAAAUGGCAGCCUCACAACUCAACCUCUUUCGAUGCGCAACCAUCCUCAAAUUCAACAAGUCCAACCUGCUUCUUCAGCGUCAGACUGUUUCGACAGACUCCCUUGAGCUGCUCGCGUACUUCCGCGUCGCUGAACAAGUCUCAACUUGGUCGUGUGCGGACCGUCGACACAAGAUUUACAUGGUCGUUAGGAUCUGGGCGCAUCGUUGGGCAACUGAGGGAACGAAUGAGGUCGAGGUGGAUGCUGCAAAGGCUCUGGGCAAAUUAUGUGUGUCGCGCAUUGCUGGGUUGUUUACAGCGGAUGAUAGUGCGUAUGAGACGACGUGAUGAUUUGUAGCGAAUGUAAUGAAUGAAUAUGGAUCUCGAAACGAGAACAAAGCUAGUGCAAAGACAUGGUAUCAUUGCAUAAUUAUAAUUGUAUGUACAUCUUCUA
Protomyces lactucae-debilis is the source of this 1939-nucleotide messenger RNA. RefSeq lists its product as uncharacterized. Lineage: Eukaryota; Fungi; Ascomycota; Taphrinomycetes; Taphrinales; Protomycetaceae. Gene Ontology annotation, molecular function: protein dimerization activity. The coding region runs from base 112 to 1833 and encodes 573 amino acids. The transcript has a single exon. The record is from RefSeq and is a predicted model, not a curated record.